AUGGCGCUGAACUCCCGUCGCCGGUCUUUUUGGAACGGUAGCUCCUUCCAGGCUCUUCUCAUCGUGCUGGGUGCUGUGCUUUUAGCCUUCAUGACAGCUUUGAUCGGGCUCUACCUUGCCCUUAGUGACACCGAGAAUGAGCGCACAACUGUGCAGCGCUUGCGCCGUGCGCAUUCAGCAACCCUCCAUGCAGUGGAGCGUGCUAGCAGGGCAGUACGGGGUGCUGUUCACAGCCCAACUCCUGCAAGGUCAACCUCCAAAAGUGUGUCCCAAAGUGUUGCGAACUCUGUGCUUGGUAUUGCAAGUUCAAAGACUCUAGCUCAAGCUCCAGAGCCAGCUUGGCAUCCAGAAAUAUUGGAGCCGUUGGCUAGGGGAGGAUCUGGCAUUGUCAUUCUGGCACACGACAAGCCCGACACACUUGCCAGGUGCCUAGACUCGCUUUCGAAGCAGCCAGAUUUGGGCCUUUUCGCUUUGACCGUUUCAUUGGACCAUGAGCCUUCCUUCGCGAAGAUGGAGGCCACUGUGCGCGCUUCGUCAACCGGGCAUCAGAUCAAUGUUUGGAAAAAGCCAGACGAUCCAAAGCAGAAGGUGCCCGUGGCGAAGAUCGCUGCACAUUUUCACUUUGCCCUUUCGCAAAGUUUCGAGGUGGCAAAGUAUGAGUUUGCAAUUUUCAUUGAGAAUGACCUGAUCUUAGCACCUGACUUUCUUUGGUAUUUUCGACUUGCUGCUCCAUUAUUGGACCGUGAUCCAUCUCUUUGGUGUGUCUCCUCUUGGAAUGACAAUGGCUUCCAAGAGAUUGUGUCUGACGAGCUCCGACUCUUUCGCACAGACUACUUUCCUGGCUUGGGAUGGAUGAUUCGUAACGACACCUGGGUACUGCUGCGGCCCUUGUGGCCAAGCUUCCCCAGCACUGGCUGGGACCACUGGCUCCGCCAUGGGGUUCCGGAGCUCCGCUCUCGCGACUGUGUAGCGCCUGAAGUACCACGGAGCAAACACGUGGAUACCAAAGGGACCAACGUCAAGGCUGGAAAUGGCAUUUUUAAGCUUCUGGAGAAGAUGGCCUUCAGCAAGCUGCCACAUGGUCAGUUGAAGGAGGUCUCAUAUUUGUUAAGGGACAGCUAUGAGGCUCACAUGCAAAAGCUGAUUCAAGAAGCAGCCUUGGUGAGCAAUGUGGAUGUCCUGAGGCUGAGAUCUACGGCUCAAUCAACGCACCAUUACAAGAUCCCUUAUGCGAGGGAGGACUUCGCUACCGUCGCCAAGAAGCUUCAGCUCUACCCAGGGCAGCCCAGAGGAGCUCGACGAGGUGUCAUCCUCACCCAACAUCCACAGUCGCGAGUGAAGAUCGCCCUGGUGGAUCGUCGUCAGGCUUGA
Messenger RNA from Durusdinium trenchii, 1371 nucleotides. The record is from the annotation of a GenBank genome assembly. NCBI's taxonomy places the organism in Eukaryota, Dinophyceae, Suessiales, Symbiodiniaceae.